This is a messenger RNA of Pestalotiopsis fici W106-1, 1371 nucleotides long. RefSeq lists its product as uncharacterized. NCBI's taxonomy places the organism in Eukaryota, Fungi, Ascomycota, Sordariomycetes, Amphisphaeriales, Sporocadaceae. Gene Ontology annotation, molecular function: transcription cis-regulatory region binding; DNA-binding transcription factor activity. Gene Ontology annotation, cellular component: nucleus. Bases 1 to 1371 code for a protein of 456 amino acids. The record is from RefSeq and is a predicted model, not a curated record. Gene Ontology annotation, biological process: positive regulation of transcription by RNA polymerase II. The transcript is spliced from 3 exons.
AUGCUUGUUGUCGCCGGACCUCACACUGAUCGAUGUUCAUGUGUAGGUGAUGAAGCAUCACCCGUCUGUGGGCCAUGUUCCAAAGUUGGCCGCUACUGCGAUCGCACGACGACGGAGCGUCGUUUCGUGGCCUUUGCGGCGACUGGCGAGGCUGCUUGGUCAAAUGAAAAGGCAUCGUCCUCAUCACUCAUCACCAUCAACCGAGAGUGCCUUGAGAAGCCAGAGAUAGCCGGCUACUUUCACCACUACAUUACCCAUGUCGCGCCUUGGUAUGACCUCGGCGAUGAGUCUCGACACUUUGCGCUCACCGUGCCUCGGCUCGCGCUGGACCAGCCACUUCUACUUGGGGCCAUCAUUGCCCUGUCCGCAAUCCACGUGGCGCAGAGCACGGGCAGCGCGACCGCGAAGAGGGCGGCCGAGGUCUACCAUGGUCAUUGUAUUCGAUCCUUGAUUGAACUUGAUCAGUCGAGCGUCGUGCUCGAGAAUGGUGUCGCUUUGGCGGCUACGUGUUUGCUAAGGUCCUUUGAAAUUCUGAACGAAGUUCACGAUCCCCAACGGCAUCUUCGAGGUGCCUACUCUCUAGCGUCACAACCAGCAGUCGUUCGUGAUGGGACUUUUACUGUACUGCACCAGGCCGGAUUCUGGAACUAUCUUAGAGAGGACAUAACGUUUAGCUUGUUCGAGGGCUGCCCCUUGAAGGUGGACUUGGACUUGGCGUCCAGCAGUCUGGCCGUCACGGCGGCUCGAUGCCCGCUGGACUCGAUAUCGUUGUUGCUGGGUCAGAUUCUCAAUGCCGUACAUACGAGUACAAUGUCAUGCGACAUUUGGUCCGAGUUCCAGGAGAGAUUGACGUCUUGGUAUAGUUCCUUGCCAUUGUAUAUGCAUCCAUUCUCGACUGGAACACAGGCUGCGCGAUCGAUAGAAGGUCCAUUACCUCGAUCGUGGUUUUUGCAAGAUACCUAUGCAUCAGCGAUGCAUUACUUCUUGACUGCCACAUGUGUUCUCACCACUUGUGCUUCGGAGAAUCAGCUUCCUCACAUGGCGCAGCUUUCUGGGAUUGGCAAGGACAAAACACCUUCCAAGGAGGAUAUACUUGAAUACAGUUCACUUAAUAUUUGCGGGAUUGCUUUCACGACCAAUACACCAUCCGUCCUGGUCAAUGCAUUUGGUCCCAUGUUCUAUUGUGAGUCAUUUUUGAGUUUGAAGGAAUGUGCCGAGGCUUACUCGAUCCCCCAAGGCGGCAAUUUCAUCAGACAGGAAGCAGCACGGCAGGAAAUAAUACGGCAUCUACAUGCGUGCAAGAAAAUUGUCGGCUGGCCUGUGGAGCGUGUUGUAAAUUUGCUAUGUAAUGAAGUUGCAGAACAGAAAUAA